AUGGAAGAUGGCGGGCUCCUCCGACCCUCUGGAAGACCUGCUAUUCUCCGAGGUGGAUGAGAAGGCGGUGAGCGACCUGGUGGGCUCGCUGGAGUCGCAGCUGGUCGGCCGUAACGCGAACAAAAGCGGCGCCUGUGCCAAGCAGCACUUAGCGAAAGGGUUAGCUUCGCGGGCUAAUGCUAACGUUACAUCCGAGCAACAACAACAGCAGCAGCAGCAUAAAACCACGGAGCCCGCGGAAACCAGCGGGAAGGCGGCGACCAGCACACCGCCCUCGCAGGCAGCAUCCCCGGCUAAGACCGGAGCGGAUCCCCCCGGCGUUAGCAUCAACAUUAGCCGCAGAGCUCCGAGCUCCAUGGAAACGCCGCGGCAUUACGGCACGCGCAAGAAGCGCGGCGGCGGCGGCGGCGGCGGCUCGCGGUGCAGCAGCGUGAACGGCGCCGGCUGCCCAUCCAGCCCCGGGAGCGCGCUUUCCAUGACGUUUACGCGCACCAACGCGUCCACGUACACCGUGUCCAGCUCCAGCAGCUCGGUCUCGCUGGACAAGGGAUCCCCUACGAUCGCCCUGCAACGGCUACCCAGUCACAUCGUGGCCAGCAUCACGCAGGGCAGGAACGGGACCAGCGUGUCCGCGCUCAUCCAGGAGGGCCACCUGAACCACAGUGAGAGCGCCGAAGAGAAACCGAUAGCGGACGGACCAAGCACGAGUCCAGUUCCAGCGUGCGCCACGGUGGGCACCUCUGCUGUGACCCAGACCCAACAGUCUCCAUCCCCGUCAGAAUCCCAGACACAAACCCAGUCCCAGCUUUCGUCCCCGUCCCAAUCCCAGCCUCAGAGUAACCCUCAACCUCAGCCUGUACCUGAGACUCAAACUCAACCUCAACCUCAACCGCAAGUUCAAAUCCAGUCCCAGACCCAGCCCCAGAUUCAGCCGGUGCAAAAUCAAACCCAAGCCCAAGCUCAGCCUCGACCGGCGGUGCCACCCCAGAGGAUUACGGCCCCGCAGCUGAUCGUCAGGCCGCCCCAACAACAGGCAACCAUCCAGCUGCCCCCGGGAUUCACGAUACCACCAGGGAUGGUGUUGGUGCGGACCGAGCUGGGCCAGUUGAUGAUGGUUCACCAGCAGGCUCUAGCACAAGCCCAGGCUCAGAGCGGCCUCUCGCCCCGACCCGCUGCCCCGACCAGCACAACUGCCUUCAGAGUCACCGCCCCUCAGUCUCCUGUCACGGCCUCGCCUGCUCUCCAGAAUAAAGUGGUUCCGUCCCAAACCCAGAGUCCUGCGCCUCAAACCGGCACCACUACAGCUACUACCGCCACUAUUAGGGCACCGUUAGCAGUGACGGCUCCCCAGCAGCAUCCCACAGCUCUGGGCCCCCAGGGGCCAACAAUGGCCCCGCCCACUGCAGCUGGUCCUGCCCCCGGAUCAUCCGUUAUCUCCCAGGAAAUGCAAGAAAAUGUGAAAAAGUGCAAGAACUUUCUGGCCACGUUAAUCAAACUGGCAUCACAUAAUUCCCCCUUACCAGAGACGUCAAAGAAUGUGAAAUCGCUGGUGCAGGACCUGCUGGAUGCCAAAAUUGAACCGGAAGAAUUCACCAGCCGACUACAGACCGAGCUGAAGUCAUCACCCCAGCCUUACCUGGUCCCCUUCCUCAAGAAAAGCUUGCCUGCGUUGCGCUUGUCCUUGAUGAACAGUCAGCAGACCUUCAUCCAGCCUCACCAGAUCAAACCCAACACGGUGGUAACCGCCCCGGGGGCCUUCACCCCGGGUAAUGCCCCCCGGCAACCCAACUGCACCAUCACGCCGCCACAGGGUAUUAAGAGGCCAGGGGUCGUAGGUGCGCAGGUCCGGAUGCCGGCCAUCAUCACACAGACCGUACGUCCAGCAGGUGCUGUAGGGAAAAGUCCGGUGCUGCAGGCGGGAAAAUGUCCCUCCGGCGUCGGCGUGCAGCUCUCGGGGGCUCCGAAAAACAAAGUGAACGAUCCAGGAGGAGGCUUGUUCAGGGACGAUGACGACAUCAACGACGUGGCGUCCAUGGCCGGCGUGAACCUGAGCGAGGAGAAUGCCCGUAUCUUAGCGACCAACUCGGAGUUGGUGGGCACGCAGAUCCGCUCGUGUAAGGACGAGGCCUUUUUGCCCACGGGCCUCCUGCACAGACGCAUCCUGGAGAUGGCUAAGAAGUUUGGGGUGACCGAGGUUCCUUUAGAGGCGGUGAACUUCAUUUCUCACGCUACACAGUCACGGCUGAGGACCAUGCUGGAGAAAGUGUCGUCCAUCGCCCAGCACAGAAUGGACUCCAGUAAGGACGAGGAGUGUUACGAGCAGUCGUCAGACGUUCGCUCUCAGCUCAAGUUCUUCGAGCAGCUGGAGAGGUUAGAAAAACAGAGGAAGGACGAGCAGGAGAGAGAGAUUCUCCUCAAAGCAGCUAAAAGUCGCUCGAGGCAGGAGGACCCAGAGCAGGCUCGUUUGAAGCAGAAGGCAAAAGAGAUGCAGCAGCAGGAACUGGCCCAGAUAAGGCAGAGGGACGCUAACCUGACAGCUCUCGCCGCCAUCGGUCCCAGGAAAAAGCGCAAGGUGGACUCGCCCGGAUCUGCUAUGUCGGGCUCAGAGGUAUCGGGGAGCUCGGCCGGGUCUCCGGCGUCGUCACUGGCGUCUCCGGCCUCGUCGCGGCACUUCCCUCGACAGCGGAUCACGCGCGUGAACCUCAGGGACUUCAUAUUCUAUUUGGAGCAGGAGCGCGAAACCAGUCGGUCACUCCUGCUCUACCGCGCUCUGCUGAAGUAGCGCGCGUCCGCCGCGCCGACACCGACCAAACGUUUCAACCCGACUCAGCUCAGCAAGACGGGAUUGGUAGCCAACACGCAGCGACCUCCAGCUUCCUCCUGUAACGUGCCUUCAGCCAGGUUCAGCUCUCCUGCUCUAUGUGUGUCUGAUGUGAUGUCAGUGUGGCUUUUUAAUGUAAAGAAAGACUAAAUAUAUAUAUAUAUAUACAGCACUGUGCAAAAGUCUUGGGCCGCCACUCGCUUUGCUGUUCUGGCAGUUUUAAUGACCGUCCAUCUCAUUUCAGUCUCUGUAUUAAGAUACAAUUGCAGGAAAUAUGUACGUUUUCAUAACAUGGGUAUUUAUUGUGACC
This is a messenger RNA of Trichomycterus rosablanca, 3131 nucleotides long. RefSeq names its product transcription initiation factor TFIID subunit 4-like. The transcript has 15 exons. The coding region runs from base 8 to 2782 and encodes 924 amino acids. Gene Ontology annotation, molecular function: DNA binding; RNA polymerase II general transcription initiation factor activity; protein heterodimerization activity. The record is from RefSeq and is a predicted model, not a curated record. NCBI's taxonomy places the organism in Eukaryota, Metazoa, Chordata, Actinopteri, Siluriformes, Trichomycteridae. Gene Ontology annotation, cellular component: transcription factor TFIID complex. Gene Ontology annotation, biological process: transcription initiation at RNA polymerase II promoter; DNA-templated transcription.